This is a messenger RNA of Didymodactylos carnosus, 306 nucleotides long. Lineage: Eukaryota; Metazoa; Rotifera; Eurotatoria; Philodinida; Philodinidae. The record is from the annotation of a GenBank genome assembly.
AUGGUUCUAUUAUUUUGUAACACAUGUAAAGCCGAUCAUGCUCAAUUAACAUUAGUGAAAUCAAUUGAUAAAUGCUCAGCACAAAUAGCAAAAGAUGGGGAUAUGGAAUUAACUAAGAGCCAGCUUACAAUUCUUUUAACAAGAAUGAGCAAAAUAGAAAAUCAGAUAAAUAGUAAUAGAAAUGAAAUGCCAAGAACUGUAACAUCUAGAUCAACAACAUAUGCGGAAGUAACAAAACCGCUUGCGGCACAAAUAUCGAAUGAAGAAACAGUAGUAACAACAAUUGAAUCAUCUGCUGGGGACUGA